Naegleria fowleri is the source of this 2820-nucleotide messenger RNA. RefSeq lists its product as uncharacterized. The record is from RefSeq and is a predicted model, not a curated record. NCBI's taxonomy places the organism in Eukaryota, Heterolobosea, Eutetramitea, Acrasida, Naegleriidae. Bases 1 to 2820 code for a protein of 939 amino acids. The transcript has 5 exons.
AUGAGCCUCAAUAGUAGUGCUGCAGGCACCAGCAACUCGAUGAAAACCUCGGGAGCUCCUUCUGCUGAUGUACUUUUUGAUCAAUUGCAGAAGGAUCCUCACGUGAGGAGAAAGCUCGCACUUGGAAAGCACUAUGAUGCUCUUACACUCACCGAAGAGGAGGAACGUGCCAUUAAGGAAGAUUUGAUUUUGGCAAAAAAGUAUGAGAAUGAGCUCAACGAGAGAGUUACACGGCACAUUGAGAACGAGGAACUCAAAAAGUUGUUGAUGCAAAAUGAAGAAGAAUCAAAAGGCUCAGCCGAUGCAAAGAUGAAGGCUUACUACAACAAGUUGCAACAACUGCAAAUACAGGCAGAAGCGAAACUGAAAAAGCAAAUAAGGGAGGCAGAAGAAUAUGAAAUUGCCAAGCUUGAGGAAGAUCAGAAACGAUUACUCGAAAGUGAAACAAAGAAGCUCCUGGAAGGAAGACAGUUGUUUCAACAGUCCGAAGAAAAGCAACGACAAAAAGAGCAAUCAGAGAUUGAAAAGAGAGAGCAGUGGAUGACACAAGAAGAUGAUGCAACAAAGGACUUUCCCAUGAAUUCAUCCCCUAAACGAAGAGACUUGGUCAGCCUCCUUCAAUCUACUUCUUCACAAAAAAGAGUAAUUCUUCUCAUGACGGUGGAUAUCGGAGAUGGUCGCUCUGACAACAUCACAGUAAAAGAAGAUGACUCUUAUUUGGACCUUGCUAAAAAGUUCCAAGAAAAACACAAUUUAAUUCCUGCUAUUAUCGAACCAUUAGCAGAGCACAUUAAGUUUAAUGUUGAGAAGGUGCUAAAGGAAAGAACAAUGGACAUGUUCAAACUUCCUCAGUCCACCACUCAUCCAUCUAGCAUGUACAAUAGAAGUCCUGCAUUAUCAAAAACUAACGAUACAAAGGUUGACAAAUAUGAAAGUUUGCAACAAAUUGUGGAUCCUAAUCAGAAAACAAAGAACAGGAGCUCUACUCCGGUGAGCUCAAAGAACAGCAAGCCCGUACAUGAAAGAUUACAUGAAAGUGCUAAAUAUAAAGAGGCAAGAAUUUUAAGGAUCAAGAUGGAAUUAACAAAGAAUGAACUUGAGAAAGUAAUGGAGACAAAAGUUCCUAUGUCGGAAACAAGUAGAAAAAUCGUAGAAGAAAUAGAAAGAAGUCGAGCCAAAGAAAAAUUUCAAAAUUACGGAGAGUUCUUAUAUAAUGAAGGUAAAGAGUUGAUUCGAAAACAACAAUUGGAAAAAGAAAGAAUACAAAGGUUGGAGGAGGCAAAGAUGGAGGUUUUCACAUUCAAGCCCCAAAUUAAUUCAAACUUUAAAAUUGCGAGACCAAGCAAUGCUUACAUGAACUCAUUCAAACACAAUGUGAUGAUGUAUGCAGAAGAAGAAGAAAGAAAGUGCCCGUUUAAACCGAAGAUUAAUCAAAAAUCUGCUUUGAUGGCCGUACAAAAGAAAAACGAAGAGUUUUUGUCGGAUACUGGAACUACUGACCCCUUUGAAUCUUUGUUCAAAGACGCAGAAAAACGAAGAGCAAAACUGGAGCAAAAACAGAGUGAGGCUGUAAAGCAACAGUUGAUUACCUCCACAACAGGAGUAGGAAAGCCCUCGCAAGAACACAUUGAAAGACUUGUAAAUAGCCGAAAGGAGGCCGAAAAGAAUAUCAUGCAACUAAGGAUGCAGUUAAACUCAAACUUUGAUCCUGAGACCGGGCGAGAGCUGUUUAAACCCUCAACCACCAGCAAAAGACCAAAGUCGGCAGGGCAUUCAAGACAAGGGUCUUCAGUUUUCGAAGCUCUCUACAACAAGAAAUUUGAGGAAGCAAAAAACACCAUAUCAAAAGAAUACUACAAAGAGAUUGACAAGUUGGCCAACACCAAACAUGUAAACGAAGCAAGCAGAAGGAUUGCUGAAAUGGCCAAAGUCAAAAAGAUUUACAAGCUCUUUACAUACCUAGACAGCAAUAGUGAUGGAUAUUUGAACAUUGAAACUGACAUUUUAGGCUCAAGUGAAGAACGUUUCCAAGUCAUAGACAAGCAUUUACAAGAAAUAUUAUUGGAUGUAUUUGAACAGUUCGAAAUUGAUUCAAACAUUGGUUUUGAGGAAUUUGCUGCCGCGGUUCUUCAGAGGAUGGAAAAAAGCGACGCAAAAGCAAUGUUGUUAUCCUCAACGAAGGGUCCUAUUCAGAAAGUGGCUGGAAUUGAUUCCCCGAUUGUUCAAUCUUCUCCUGAAUCGGAAUUCAGAGAAUGUAGCUUUAAACCAAAAACAAACAAAAAGAGUGAUGAAUUGGCAUGGACAAGACGUUCUACAGGUCAAGACCUCUUCGAAAUUCUCUACAAGGAAAAGGAUACAAAGGAACAAAAUCUCUCCAGACUCAAACAAGCUUAUUCAGAGGAUCAAAUGCGAGAGUGUUCGUUUAAGCCUCAAACAACUAAUCCAUCUGUGAACGGAUUUUCAGAAGACACUCUUCACAGACUUUACAGCAGGUCUCCAAAGAAAAAGAAACCUUCAUAUCCCUCCUUAGAAGAGCGUGAGCUAGAAGAAUGCACAUUUAGGCCAAAAGUUAACAAUCAAACUCCAGAAAGAUUUUCGAAAAGAAUUGACGGCCGACCAACUCCAACAAAUAUCAAAACGAACAAGAGCUACAGUGAAAUUUUCAUGUCUUCAGAAGCAAUCCCUAAUAGUACUAAUACCGUUAAAAAAUUUCGAAGUAUGACGCCACCAUCAACGAGACCAUCCACAAAAACACCCUCUCCAACUAAGAACAAUAGGGUUACAAGUCAUACUAAAUCCUCACUAAUUCUCCUAAGAUAA